Messenger RNA from Leptinotarsa decemlineata (Colorado potato beetle), 1646 nucleotides. Its product is annotated as CDK5RAP1-like protein. Gene Ontology annotation, cellular component: cytosol; mitochondrion. Lineage: Eukaryota; Metazoa; Arthropoda; Insecta; Coleoptera; Chrysomelidae. Gene Ontology annotation, molecular function: 4 iron, 4 sulfur cluster binding; tRNA-2-methylthio-N(6)-dimethylallyladenosine(37) synthase activity. The record is from RefSeq and is a predicted model, not a curated record. Gene Ontology annotation, biological process: negative regulation of cyclin-dependent protein serine/threonine kinase activity; tRNA modification.
UAAACGAAAAAAAAGAAGAUGAAGUCUGUGAAGUAACCUAUGUUAAUGAAAUUUUGAAAAUUUUUUUUUAAAGGUAGAAUGAAAAUCGCAAAAUUGUUAAUAAUUAACAAUAAUGAACCUUAAAUUGUCCAAAUUUUCAAAGCACCUACUUAAAAAUAAAUUGAAUAAAAACAUACUGCAUAGGUCCACUACGAUUAAAAAUGAAUUUUCUACUAUCACUAAACAAGAAAAUAUUGAAGCUGUCUCGAAUAAGUCAUUAUUCAAGAACAAACUAGUCAAUGGCCCAACUUUACAGACCUUUUUACAAAACCAAGACAGAAAUGAAGUCAACAUACCUCAAUCACAAGAUAUAAUUCCUUAUAUACAUAGCAUAUCAGGAUAUAAAAGAAAGGUGUUUUUUGAUGUUUAUGGCUGUCAAAUGAAUGUAAAUGACACUGAAAUCGUUUGGGCGAUAUUGAAAGAAAAUAAGUUUGAACGAACAACGGAUAUUACUGAUGCUGACGUUAUUCUCAUAGUAACCUGCGCUAUAAGAGAUAGUGCAGAAGAAAGAAUAUGGGGUAGAUUAGAUCAUCUCAAAGGAAUGAAAAAAAACAGAUCAAAAGAUAGACCGAGUCUCAAAAUAGGUAUUUUGGGAUGUAUGGCUGAGAGAUUGAAAGAGAAAGUUUUGGAAAAAAAUAUCAUGGUCGAUCUUGUAGCCGGUCCCGAUAGUUAUAGAGACCUUCCGAGAUUGCUGGAACUUACGUACAAUAACCAAAAAUCAAUAAAUGUUCUUUUGUCAUUGGAUGAAACAUAUGCUGAUAUAACUCCAGUUCGUCUUAAUGAGGACUCCAUAACUGCCUUCGUGUCUAUCAUGAGGGGGUGCGAUAAUAUGUGCACUUAUUGCAUUGUUCCCUUCACUAGAGGCAGGGAACGAUCUAGGCCUGUAUCAUCCAUCCUACACGAAGUGGAAGAGCUCUCAAAAAAAGGAGUCAAAGAAGUAACUUUGUUGGGUCAGAAUGUCAACAGUUAUAGGGAUACAUCUGUAGACACAAAAAUAGAUAAUGUAACAAGUUUAGCUAGUGGCUUUAAGACUGUAUACAAGUCUAAAAAAGGGGGACUGAGGUUCGCAGAUCUGCUGAAAAAAGUUGCUAGCAUCAACCCUGAGAUGAGGAUAAGGUUUACUUCUCCUCAUCCUAAAGAUUUUCCCGAUGAAGUUAUAGAAUGUGAAAUACAAAAUCACAUCUUGACCUUAUACGUUUCAUUUCACAGAUUAGAAAGAAUGAUACAAAUAUUCCGUCAACACGCUCUCAGACUAAACCAGUCCCAGAUAGGAAAAAAUCACCUUGUGUUAAUCGAAGGCUACAGUCGAAGAUCGAAAAAUUUUCUUCAAGGCAGAAACGAUCACAAUAUUAAAGUUAUCGUACCAGGAAACGAAGCUGUUCCACUCCUGAAUGGCAGUUCCUCCAGACAAAUGAAACCAGGAGAUUACGUUUCUGUGUAUGUAAAUGAUGCCAAUUCCCAAACUCUGAAAGCUAUCCCUCUGUAUCUCACUAGUCUCGAAGAUUAUUACUUAAGAAAAGAAGCCAAGCAUACUUAUGUUAUGUAAAUCCUUUAUUGUUAAGUUUUAAAGUAGUCUUUUGUUGUUAAAAUAAAACUUAUGAAAUGCG